AUGCUACAUAAAAUUCCUUUUUUUUAUGUGCUAUGUGUAGCACUUAUCAUGUUAAUACAUAUGAAUAACCCAUUUGUAUAUUCAAAUAUAAAAAAAUGUAACAAACACAUGAAUUCAAUAAAUAUAUCUAAUUUUCCUGGAGGGGAAGGGAAUUUAUGUGGUCGUUUUAAGAAUAUAUUACCCCGUUUUUUCAAAACAUUAUCAUAUAAAAAUUUGAGUCCUUAUAAAAAUUUAGAAGAGUUUAAUGAGCCAAAUAUAUGUUAUAAACAAAUUGAUAAUUUCAAACAAUGUUUGUAUAAAAAUAAUGGAAAAGAACAAGUUACAAAAAGUGAUGAAAAAAGGAAAACAUAUAAAAAUAAAUCAAAAUUGUUAUUUAUAAAUUCUUCAAAUUCACCUCAUUUUAAUUUAAAAAAAAACUGGAAUAAAAAUCAAGGUCUAAAUUAUUUAUUCAAUCGUAAAUUAAUGUAUACUCAAGAAAAUUAUAAAAAUAAUGUGUACUUGAAAAUAUUUAAUUCAGAAAAAAAAAAUUAUUCAAUUCAUUCGUUAGGAGAUAAUAGUACAAAUGAUGAUAAUACAAUUUCGAAUAAAAACAUAAAUAACUGUUAUGAAAAUUAUAAUGGAAAUAAUUUGGAUAAAUAUUUUGACAAAAUAAAUAAAUAUAUAAAUGUAGACAUGUAUAAAAAUAAAUAUGGAGAAGAAAUUUACAACGAAAUAGUAAAUCUAUAUGUUAAAAGAGAUAUUCCUAAAAAUUAUGAACAGAAAUAUUUUUUUAAAAAUGUAAAAAAAAGUAUAAUUUUUGAUAUAGAUAAAUAUAAUGAUGAAGAAUUUGAAAAAAAAAUCCAAGAAGAAUUUACAAAUAAUGGAGUAUUAAUAAAUACUAUAAAUAAAAAAUAUUAUAACAAAAAAAAUAUAAAAAGAAUGAUAACUAUUCUUAAUUAUUUACCAUUAUUAAAAAUAAUUAAUACUCCUAUGGAUUUAAAAAAUUUAAAAAAAAAAUAUUUACCUUUAUUAUCACAUGAAUUAAAAAUAUUUCAUUUUUUUUUAGUAAAUAUAACAGCAGGUCAUUUCUCACCAUCUCUUAGCUUAUUAGAAUUACAACUAUCUUUGUUAUAUAUUUUUAAUCCACCUUUAGAUGAAAUUAUAUAUGAUAUAGGCCAUCAAACAUAUAUACAUAAAAUAUUAACUGGUAGAAAAUUAUUAUUUUUAUCUUUAAGACAAAAAAAUGGAAUUAGUGGUUUUUUAAAUAUUUUUGAAAGUAGUUAUGAUAAAUUUGGUGCAGGGCAUAGUUCAACCGCUUUAAGUGCAAUCCAAGGUAUAUAUGAAGGAGAUUGGCAAUUAUUAUGUUCUAAUAAAAAAGAAAAUGAUAUUUUAAAAAUUGAAAAUAAUUGUGAUCGUAGUUAUUCACCAAAUAAAUUCUACAUUUCUAUUAUUGGAGAUGGAGGAUUAACUGGUGGAAUGGCUUUAGAAGCAUUAAAUUAUAUAUCUUUUUUAAAUUCAAAAGUUUUGAUAAUUUAUAAUGAUAAUAGACAAGUUUCGCUUCCUACAAAUGGAAAGUGUAUAUCUGGGAAUAAACCAAUAGGCGCUAUUUCAGAUCAUUUAUAUGAUUUUGUCAAAAAAAAUGGACAAAUAAUUGGAAAUGAAAAUUUAAACAAAGUUAACCAUUACAAUAGUAAAGAAAAUAACAUUAACGAGUCAGAUAAAAAAGAAAAUAACAUUAACGAGUCAGAUAAAAAAGAAAAUAACAUUAACGAGUCAGGUAAAAAAGAAAAUAUUUUUACAAAUCUUAAUUAUAAUUAUAUAGGACCUAUUGAUGGAAAUAAUAUAGAACAAGUUAUAAAAAUUUUAGAAGAUAUAAAAAAUAAGGGUAUACAAAAAUCAACCAUACUUCACAUAUUAACAAACAAAUCUAGCGAUUUUAUAAAUUCAAAAAGUCCAAUAAAUAUUAUGCAUUCAAUAAAAAAAAAUGAAAUUUUCAAAUUUAAUAUAGAAGAAUUGGAUAGUUGCCAUGACGAAAAUAAUAAUGAACAAUCUAAAAAAGAAGAUAACGAAAAAAAAGAUACUAUACUAAAUGAUAACGAAAUAUUUUCAAACGAAACAUAUAUUAAUGUAUAUACAAAAGAAAUGCUAAAAUAUUUAGAAAAAAAUAAAAAUAUUAUAUUUAUUUCUCCAGCUAUGUUAGGAGGUUCUGGAUUAUUAGAUAUUAGCCAAAAAUAUCCAAAAAAUGUUUAUGAUGUAGGAAUAUCAGAACAACAUGCUGUUACAUUUUCAGCUUCUAUGAGUUUGAAUAAAAAUUUAAAUGUACAUUUACAUAUAUAUUCAACAUUUAUGCAAAGAGCAUAUGACCAAAUAAUACAUGAUUUAAAUUUACAAAAAAUUCCAUUAAAUAUUAUAAUUAAUAGAAGUGGUUUAGUAGGUGAAGAUGGGGCUACACAUCAAGGUAUUUAUGACUUGUCUUAUUUAGGUGUUUUAAAUAAUUCUACUAUUAUAUCACCAAGUAAUGAUAUAUCUUUAAAAAAAGCUUUAAAAUAUUGUUCUAUAAAUAGAAAAGAAGGUUCUAUAUAUAUUAGACUCCCUAAAGUUAACACAUUAAGUAAUAGUUACAUGGAAAAUUAUUUAAAUAUAAAUAUUAUGAAAGAUCUAGAAGAGAUUGAAAAAAUUGGAGAUCCAGAAUAUGCUCGAAACAACUACUUUGGUAAAUCACAAAUAAUUCAAAUGAGUAGAGAAAAAAAAGGAAAAAAAUUAGUCUGUAUAUUUAAUAUGGGAAGUAUGUUAUAUAAUAUUGUAAAUGCAAUAAAAGAAAUAGAAAAAGAUGAAAAAUUUUCUGAAAAUUUUUCUUUUUCAAUUAUUGAUAUGAUAUUUUUAAAUCCAAUGGAUAAAAAUAUUAUAGAUUAUGUAAUAAAUAAAAAUAAACAUAAUUAUUUAAUUACAUAUGAAGAUAAUACAUUAGGUGGUUUUUACACACACUUUAAUAAUUAUUUAAUUGAAAAAAAUUAUAUAUUAAAAAAUAAGUUAUAUGUUAAAAAUAUUUAUUUUCCAAAUCAUCCAAUAGAACAUGCUACAUAUAAAGAACAACAAGAAUUUGUCAAAAUGGAUCAACACAAUUUAAUAUAUCGAAUUAAAAAUUAUUUAACAAACAAUUUUUAA
Molecule: messenger RNA, 3144 nt
Organism: Plasmodium yoelii
Lineage: Eukaryota; Apicomplexa; Aconoidasida; Haemosporida; Plasmodiidae
Exons: 1
Coding region: 1-3144 (1047 amino acids)
Biological process (GO): terpenoid biosynthetic process
Molecular function (GO): 1-deoxy-D-xylulose-5-phosphate synthase activity
Source: RefSeq, a predicted model, not a curated record